This is a messenger RNA of Dioscorea cayenensis subsp. rotundata (Guinea yam), 1530 nucleotides long. RefSeq names its product protein Brevis radix-like 1. The transcript has 5 exons. The coding region runs from base 156 to 1271 and encodes 371 amino acids. The record is from RefSeq and is a predicted model, not a curated record. NCBI's taxonomy places the organism in Eukaryota, Viridiplantae, Streptophyta, Magnoliopsida, Dioscoreales, Dioscoreaceae.
CCCGGCAUCGCAUUCAUAGCUCUCACUGGAACCUCCACGCCCGCAUUGAAAUCGCAACCCUUGCUCCGGCGACGAGAUCGGAGAUCUCGGCCCAUCGGAAAGCGGAAAGCCUCGCCGGUGAGGAUUUUAUCGAGCACCGGCAGUGAUCCGCCGCGAUGCUUACCUGCAUCGCGUGCUCCAAGCAGCUCGGUGGCUCGCUCCACGAGCAGACGGACAACGAUGGCGCUGGCACCCCAAGCACCCGCCAGGCCAUCAAGGCUCUCACUGCCCAGAUUAAGGAGAUGGCGUUGAGGGCAUCGGGGGCGUACCGGCAGUGCAAGCCCUGUGCGGGGGCAGGGGCGAGAGCAAGGGGGUAUGAGGAGUCGGAGGCGACGGGGUCGGGAUCGGAGAGGUACGUGUGCGGGUAUCGUCGGGCUGGGGAGAGCUCGGCUUCGACACCACGUGCGUAUGUAGCCAGUGGCGAGGCGACACCAUCGAUGAGCGGCCGGACGGACGCCGGGGCUUCGAUCUUCAUGGAAGAAGACGAGGACGACGCCCCGCGCGAGUGGGUCGCCCAAGUCGAGCCUGGAGUUCUCAUCACCUUCGUCUCCGUCCCUCGAGGCGGCAACGAUCUCAAGCGGAUCCGAUUCAGCCGGGAGAUGUUCAACAAGUGGCAAGCUCAGAGAUGGUGGGCAGAGAACUAUGACCGAGUCAUGGAACUCUACAAUGUCCAGAGGUUCAACCGUCAGGCCGUACCUCUCACCACUCCUCCCAGAUCUGAGGACGAGAGUUCAAAGAUCGAGUCAGCUGAAGACAGCCCAGUAACACCUCCUCUCAGCAAAGAGCGGCUACCUCCCAGCUUCCACCGGCCAAUUGGUGGUGCAAUGGGCUACUCUUCUUCUGAUUCUCUGGACCACCACCAUUCCCAGACUUAUCGUCCCCACAACCGCCACUACUAUGACUCUGGUGGCCUCACAUCGACCCCUAAGCUAUCCAGUAUCAGUGGAGCCAAGACAGAGACAUCCUCAAUGGAUGCAUCAAUUAGAACAAGCUCAUCUCCUGAGGAGGCUGACAGGUCCGAUGAACUAUCCGUAUCAUUCAGCAAUGCUAGUGAUCAGGAAACUGAGUGGGUUGAGCAGGACGAACCCGGAGUCUACAUCACCAUCAGAGCCCUUCCGAACGGCAUCAGGGAGCUCCGCCGUGUUCGCUUCAGCCGGGAGAGGUUUGGUGAGAUGCAUGCCAGGCUUUGGUGGGAGGAGAACCGUGCUAGGAUACGUGAACAGUAUCUCUGAUGAAAAACAACCUGGAAAUGCUGUUCAAAAUCUACAUCCAUAUAUAUACAUAACACACACUUGCAAGGCCCCAACUGGGGAAUGUAUGUGGUCUCUUCUACUUGUGUGGUGGUAUACUUGCUAUUUGCCUGGGGUUCUUUAAUUACUCUACUUUUUUUUUGUGUGGUGGUUGUACUUAAAAACACAUGCAUGGAAUUACUGUGAAGGAACUACUUGGUGAUGGGGGUUAAUUAAAUUAAUCAAUGCCGCUUUAGGUUAA